This is a messenger RNA of Panicum hallii, 3798 nucleotides long. RefSeq lists its product as uncharacterized. The record is from RefSeq and is a predicted model, not a curated record. NCBI's taxonomy places the organism in Eukaryota, Viridiplantae, Streptophyta, Magnoliopsida, Poales, Poaceae. Bases 36 to 1040 code for a protein of 334 amino acids. The transcript has 2 exons.
ACAAAGGCACUCAUGAGUCUGCCAAGUCAAGAUCAAUGGAAGAUAAGAUGUCAGCUCUAAAAGCUUAUAGAAGAGCAAAAGGACUCUUUUACAAAUGUGGAGAGAAGUGGAAUCCUAAUCAUAAGUGCCCUACUGCUGUUUCACUUCAUGCUAUAGAAGAAGUUUGGCAAAUCUGUUCUGAACCUUCACCUUCUGACUCUGAAGAAUCUGACUCAGCUGAUGAUUUAUGUGCUCUUUCUCUGCAAGCUGCCAAGGGCACUGAAGGCUCACAAACUAUCAGAUUGAGAGGUUUUGUCAACAAUCUUGAAGCAUUUAUCUUGGUUGAUUCAGGCAGCACUCACUGUUUUAUCAAUGAACAGUUAGCUAUGUCCAUUCCUGGCUGGAAAACCUUGAUUACACCUGUAUUGGUUAAAGUGGCCAAUGGUAAUAUUUUCACUUGUACACAUGAGAUUCCCGAAUUGAUUUGGGGCAUUCAGGGUCAAACCUUCAGAACAACAGUUAAAAUUCUUCCACUGGGCAGUUAUGAUAUGAUCUUGGGGAUGGAUUGGUUGGAAUCCAACGGUCCUAUGCAGGUUCAUUGGCAACGUAAGUGGAUGAUGUUUCAGUAUAAGGGCAAGACCAUCACACUUCAGGGAGUUCAUACUGUUAUGGGUUCUCCUAUCAGUGACCAACAAGUUCAAGCCCUGAUCAAGAAUGACUCUAUUCUGCAUGUCAUACAACUCAAUGCUGUUGAUGUUCAAACUGUUUCACCUGAAUUGCCUCCUGAAGUCAGUCACCUUCUUCAACAAUUUGCUUCAUUGUUUGAAGAACCAAAAGGGAUACCUCCCUCUAGACCAGGUGAUCAUCAGAUCCCUCUUCUACCUGGUGCUCAGCCAUUCAGACUCAGGCCAUACAAUUAUAAUCCUGCACAAAAGGAUGAGAUUGAGAAGCAGAUUUCAGAUAUGCUCAAAAAAGGGUGGAUUCAAUACAGUUGUAGCCCUUUUAGCUCACCUAUCUUGCUGGUAAAAAAGAAAACAGGUGAUUGGCGCCUUUUGUGUUGAUUUCAGACGUCUCAAUGCUCUUACAGUGAAAAACAAAUACCCACUGCCCAUCAUAGAUGAAAUAUUGGAUGAAUUAUUUGGAGCUUGUUGGUUUUCUUCCUAGGACAUGUGCUCAGGAUUUCACCAGAUCAAAAUGCAGAAAGCGGAAGAGUUCAAAACUGCAUUCCAAACUCACAAUGGCCACUAUGAAUACAAAGUCAUGCCCUAUGGGGUAACAGGAGGACCAGGAACAUUGCAAGGGGUAAUUGAAUGAGAUUUUAUCUCCAUUUCUUAGGAAGUUUGUGGGUGUUUUUAUAGAUGAUAUUCUAUUCUAUAGCCAAAGUUGGUCUGAGCAUUUAUUACAUCUGGAACAAGUGUUUACCGUGUUGCAGCAACAUCAGUUUCAUGUCAAACUUUCCAAAUGCAAGUUUGCCAAAAAGGAGUUGUGCUACCUUGGUCAUGUCAUUAGUGCUGCAGGGGUGUCCACAGAUCCUAACAAAGUGGAAAUCAUAAAAAUGGCCAACUCCUUCAUCUGUCAAAGAUAUCAGAAGCUUUCUUGGUAUGGCUGGCUAUUAUAGGAAAUUUGUGAGAAACUUUGGUCUUAUUUCUAAGCCUCUCACAAAUCUUCUCAAGAAAGGUGAAUUGUUCGUCUGGACUAGUGUGACUGAAGAGGCAUUCCAAACUCUCAAGCAUGCUUUCAUCUCUGCACCUGUACUAGCAAUGCCCAAUUUCUCCAAGCAAUUCACUAUGCUCCACAGAUGCUUCAGAUUCUGGUGUUGGUGCUGUUCUUCAACAAGAUGGCCAUCCCAUAGCAUAUAUCAGUAAGGCUUUGGGAGUCAAAUCAAGGGGAUUAUCAACUUAUGAAAAAGAAUGUCUUGCCAUACUGAUGGCCAUUGAUCAGUGGCGCAGUUACCUGCAACAUUCUGAAUUCAUUAUUAAGACAGAUCAAAGAUCCUUAACACAUCUGGAAGAACAAAGAGUCACAAUACCUUGGCAGCAGAAAGCUCUGACUAAACUCUUGGGCCUCUCUUACAAAAUUUAAUAUAAGAAGGGAGUGGACAACAGAGUAGCCGAUGCUCUCUCUAGAGUCUCUCAUGAGCACAUGUCUGAAUUAGCUGCAAUUUCUAUGUCACACCCCACUUGGCUUACAGAAAUACAGCAUGCAUAUUUACAAGAUGAAGCAGCAGUGAAACUUCUUUCUGAACUGUCUGUCUCCUCACCUGUUGGUUAUUACUGUUUAAAGUCUGGCAUUAUAUAUUACAAACAAAGAAUCUGGGUGGGUAAUUAUACUUCUCUGCAACAGAGAAUUCUGCAAGCAUUACAUGCUAGUGCCAUUGGUGGGCAUUCUGGUUAUGAAGUAACUUAUAAGAGAAUCAAGAGACUUUUUGCUUGGCCAAGAAUGAAACAUGACAUCAAGAAUUUUGUCUCUCAGUGCUCUGUUUGUCAACAAGCAAAAUCAGAACGAGUAGCUUACCCUGGUCUUUUAUCCCCUUUACCUGUUCCUGAAGGGGCCUGGCAAGUGGUGACAUUGGACUUCAUUGAAGGUCUGCCCAAGUCAGCUUCUUACAACUCUAUUCUGGUUGUGGUGGAUAAAAUGUCGAGGUAUGCCCAUUUUCUACCUCUGACCCAUCCCUUCACUGCAUUCCAACUGGCAAUGGUCUACAUGAACAAUGUUUUCAAGUUGCAUGGUCUACCCACUGCCAUGGUAUCUGAUCGUGAUAGGGUGUUCACUAGUACAGUUUGGCAAGAACUAUUUAAACUUACUGGUACUCAAUUACGCAUGAGCACGGCCUACCACCCGCAAACUGAUGGCCAGACUGAACGGGUAAAUCAGUGUCUUGAGACUUGCGUUGUUUUGUUCAUGCUUGCCCAACCAAGUGGUCUCAAUGGUUAUCCUUAGAGGAAUUCUGUUACAACACAUCUUAUCACUCUACUCUGGAUAGCACUCCCUUUGUUGUGCUAUAUGGUCAUGAGCCCAGGCAACUUGGUAUUGAUGGCAUUGUAAGGAGUGGCUACAACAAAGAUCCCUGAUGCAACAGCUCCUACACCAACAUCUACUUCGAGCACAAAAACACAUGAAGUUUCAGGCUGACAAGAAGAGAUCAUCUCGUACUUUUGAUGUUGGGGAUUCAGUAUUCUUAAAAAUACAGCCGUAUGUUCAGACAUCUCUAGCUGCUCGGUCUUCCAAUAAGCUCUCUUUCGGAUACUUUGGCCCAUUCUCAAUUGACAAAAUUGGCGAUGUUGCUUAUAAGCUGAAGUUGCCUAAGGGUGUACCAUUCACCCAGUCUUUCACGUGUCACUUCGGAAGAAAGCUGUUCAACCAACCACCUUGGUAAGAUGAUUGCACAAGUACUAGUUCGGUGGUCACACUAACCACCUGAACUGUCUACAUGCGAAGAUGAAGACGCUCUACGCCAGCAAUUUCCUGGAGGUCCGGCUUGGGGACAAGCCGAUUCUGAAGAAGGGAGGGAUGUUACCACCCAAGUACCUAACGUUGUUGCUUCGCCGGAUGAGGAAGAGAAGCGUACUUCAGGAAGGCACCAACGGAAGAUUAACUCCAAGGUGUUUGGGUAAGACUGGGUUCGCUAGGCCCAGGCCCGUGUAAUAAUUUAGCCCAGAUUCGAGGAAUGUCGUGAGGUUAAAUUCCACUCCCUGCGUGGAGAACAGAACGAACAGAACUUGUAUCCUGAACAGACCCGGCGUGCAGGGUCGGCAUCUCGCCGUCGCCUGAGAAGAAAUAUCCAGUUCCACCCAGUUGUCGUUGUGACAACCAACCUUA